Messenger RNA from Ilex paraguariensis (yerba mate), 348 nucleotides. The record is from the annotation of a GenBank genome assembly. NCBI's taxonomy places the organism in Eukaryota, Viridiplantae, Streptophyta, Magnoliopsida, Aquifoliales, Aquifoliaceae.
AUGACGAGGAAUAGGACUAGUGGCGGUGCAACAGCCUCCUUUUGGCAAGGCGCUGAUGAUUCUGACUUGAUGCAGACCAUACAUGCUAGCACAAUAGUACCAGAUGACGAUAGUAGAGCUAGGAGGUUUGAAUGGAGUCUCAGGCCUACCAUUAGAGGUCGUGUAAUGGUUUUAUGCCUCCCGACAUAUGCCAUUGUGGUUGAGGCGGCACUAGUUGCAGAAAGGGAGUUGGACGAUACUACGCAAAUUAAAGAGUCUAGUCCACGAUCUAGAGAUUCACGUUCUAGAGCUGGCUCUGGUAAGAGGCAAAGAACUUCAACACCGCAAUCUCAGGGUGAUCAGACGUAG